Molecule: messenger RNA, 2423 nt
Organism: Trifolium pratense (red clover)
Lineage: Eukaryota; Viridiplantae; Streptophyta; Magnoliopsida; Fabales; Fabaceae
Product: 1-aminocyclopropane-1-carboxylate oxidase homolog 1-like
Exons: 3
Coding region: 119-1222 (367 amino acids)
Source: RefSeq, a predicted model, not a curated record
GAUUUGUUUUUUGGUACAUUCAAGGUUUGGCAUCUUGUACCAUUUUCUAUUUAAUAGCCAGAAAGUCUCAAUUUUGAAGCAAACCAUUUCUCAUUAACUAUCUAAAUUAAAAGUCUACAUGUCUAGAAUUAUGGAAGAACAAGUAUUACUCUUUGGUGAAGAUGUUAACUAUGAUAGAGCCAAAGAAGUGAAAGAAUUUGAUGAAACCAAAGCAGGAGUAAAAGGACUAUUAGACUCUGGUAUUGUUAAGCUUCCAAGAAUCUUUAUCCAUCCAAAAGAGUCUCUUCCAAAGUAUGAUGCAACUUCUUCAUGCUUAUUUCAUGUUCCUGUGAUAGAUUUCACAGGAUAUGAAAAGUGUAGGAGGUUAGAGAUAAUUAAUGAGAUUAAGGAAGCAUCAGAAACAUGGGGGUUUUUCCAAAUGGUGAAUCAUGGUGUUCCAGUUUGUGUUAUGGAUGAAAUGUUAAAGGUUAUAAAAGUGUUUCAUGAGCAACCUAGGGAAGUGAAGAAAGAGUGGUAUUCACGUGAUCAUAAGAUGAAAGUUAGAUACUUUUGUAAUGGUGAUCUACUUGUUGCUAAAGCAGCUAAUUGGAGGGAUACUAUAAUGUUUGAUUUCCAAGAUGGUCCUCUUGAUCCCCAAGGAUAUCCCUUAGUUUGCAGGGAAGCAGUGAAUAAGUACAUGGAACAUAUUCUAAAACUAAAGGAAUUAUUAUCAGAAUUAAUGUCUGAGGCAUUGGGUCUAAAGAAGGACUAUCUUACAAAUAUAGAAUGCAUGAAGAGUGAAACAGUGGUAUGUCACUAUUACCCUGUAUGUCCAGAACCAGAUCUCACAUUUGGUACCACAAAGCAUUCAGAUCCAUCAUCCCUUACAAUUCUCCUCCAAGAUACCAUUGGCGGCCUCCAAGUUCUUCAUCAAAAUCGUUGGGUUAAUGUUAAUCCAAUACAUGGAGCCUUUGUGGCAAACAUAGGUGACUUCAUGCAGCUUAUCAGUAAUGACAAGUUCAAAAGUGUUGAGCAUAGAGUAGUUGCUGGAAGUGUUGGACCAAGGGCAUCAGUUGCUUGCCACGUGUACCCCAAUGCGUUUCAAAAAUAUAGGCCUAUAGAAGAGUUUACAUCCGAUGAAAAUCCAGCAAAAUAUCGAGAAACAAAUAUCACUGAAUAUCUUACUCACUUCAGGUCCAAAGGGCUUGAUGGAUAUAAAGCCCUCCCUUAUUUUCGACUAUAACAUUCACAUGAAAUGUCUGAUAUGCUGCUGCAGAUAUAUAUAUAUAGUCAUAUAUAUAUAUGCUUUUUCCCCUUGAUAUGCAUUUAGGCCUAUAUAGUUAGUUGUAUGAACUAUUUUCGUGGUACAUAAAUAAUACAAGGAAUAAUUAAAACCAAUCAUGAUUAUAAAUUAUUAUCAAACUUCAACUUCAUAGAGAGGACUAUUGGUUUUCUGGUAUUUCAUAAUCAUUUCAUAAAUCUUAGUAAUCACUAUAUUGACUAAUGCAUUAUCAAAAUCCUAUUUAUAGUUUUAAGUCCAGUCAAGAAUCUUAGAGCCAUAUAUUCACUAGUUUAUCCUCAAUCUCUUCUCCCAAAAGCUUCAUAAGUACUUUUAUAUUAUGAAUAAAUUUUGAAUAAUCAUGAUCAUUUUAGGAUUAUCAAAUCAUGCUUUGAGAUUCAAUAAAGGACUAGGAUCAUCCUGCUCCUGCAGUACUUCCUUCAUCUGUUACUGUUGUAUUUUCUUGGGUCACAAGCUUGAGAAAAAUUAGCUUGAAAUUUGAUUGCUCAAUUACCUUUCUAUGACUAAGGCACCCUAGGAACAAGUUCACCUAGAGUCUUGUAACAAAAGAGUCUAACAAAAGAAAAGAAACAUCUACCAUAGUAACCAGGGAAAGGUAGAGUGAUCUUGAGCAGCUAAAGAAUCAACACACAAAUUUGCUUCCCUCGGAGCAUGUAAGACACGAACUCUCCAAUCAGGAGAACGAAUGAUAAUGACGACCAUUUCAGGAGAGGUUGUAGGAAUAUAAAGACUAGAAGUAAUAAAUUAGUUUUUGUAAUUUAUUCCUCUGCUGUUUUUUCCUUUUCAAUAUAAAGAGUAAUAAAUUGGUCAUGAAUCAAAGACUAAUGGUGUCCAUAUUUAAUGAUGGCAUUCUACUUGGCUGAACAGUUUCCGCAUCAGAUAUCUUCUGCUGUGUACUUUUGCUUAUCUCAGUCUGUUGUGUUAGCUCCAAUGAUGCCAACCGUGGAUUGCAGAAAAUAGCAGUUUGUUCAAAUUCCGCCUAACAUGCUAUAUUGAUAUAUGGUCGCUAUAGCCACUAUUUUACAAAAAUUUGUACUGAAUAAAUAGCGUAUUAUUGUGUAGCAAUAAGAGUUUCUUCCAAUUCGAUUUGACAACAGUGGUUAGCUCCAACAUUGUAAGCUGUUUUACCUACCUUGGACGUUCA